Messenger RNA from Cryptococcus amylolentus CBS 6039, 1170 nucleotides. RefSeq lists its product as hypothetical. The coding region runs from base 1 to 1080 and encodes 359 amino acids. Lineage: Eukaryota; Fungi; Basidiomycota; Tremellomycetes; Tremellales; Cryptococcaceae. The transcript is spliced from 2 exons. Gene Ontology annotation, molecular function: RNA polymerase II cis-regulatory region sequence-specific DNA binding; DNA-binding transcription factor activity, RNA polymerase II-specific. The record is from RefSeq and is a predicted model, not a curated record. Gene Ontology annotation, biological process: positive regulation of ribosomal protein gene transcription by RNA polymerase II.
AUGCCCCAGCCAGGCGACGACACGCUCGCCCACCUCGCGAGCAUCUCCCUCCCCUCCCACUCUCCCUCCCUCCCCCAACAACAACAAGCCCCCCCCAGCCAGACCUACACCCCCAACCUCGCCCCCGCCUUCACCCGCAUAUACGACGCCAUCGAAUCCCUCAAACACGCCUCCUCCCUCUCCUCCCACUCCUCCUCCACCGCCGCCUCCGCGCAGGCCCAGGCCUUAUUGGAGCUUGAGAGGUCGGUGAGGGCGCUGAAUGCGGGGAUCGUGGAUGAUGUGCGGCGGGCGGUGGAGGAGGGCGUGAGGAAGGGGGUGAGGGAGGGGAUGGAGGGAAUGGUGUUGAGGGUGGAGUGGAAAGAGCCGGGGGUGGGGCGGGCGGUUCCUCAGGCGCAGGCGGGGGCUCAGCCUCAGUCUCAGGCCCAGCAGGGGCAGGGGCAGAGGGAAGAGGUGAGGGUGGAAAGAGCAGCGCCAGUGAAUGCGACUGCAGGCCCGUCAAGACCUGCCAACAAUACCUCAUCGCCUACGGCUUGGAACCUGAGCGGUCUAACAGGCCUCGGGAACCUAUCCAGCGCCGCCGAAAACUCGCAACUCUCCAGCCUCUUCUCCCUCGCCCAACAAUCCCAGUCUAUGGCCCAACCCCACCCGCACCCCGCCGUCCACACCCCCUCCCACUCCCACCCCCACCCCAUCCCCGCAUCGAGCGAUACCCCCCUCUCAUCCUUCUCCCUCGGCACGCCCUCGCAAAACUUUACAAUGUCCCGCGAAGUCAAAUCCGUGCCCGACCUCUGGAAAGAAUACACCAUCGGCUGGGACGGCCAGCCCGCCGUGCGCGAUAUCUACGAGGGCAACCCCCGCAAACGCCGGCGCGGCAAGCGCUUCCGCGACGAUAGCGAGCGCAAGUUUUACAGGCGCAGAAAGAAGGUGCUGGAGAUGGUGGAGGCGUUGGUGGAGAAGGGGGUGGGGGAGGAGGAGGCGGUGGAGAGGGUGGAGAGGCUGAGGGAUAGGAGGAAGUGUACGUUGAACAAACUGGGGGAGAUUAUACCGGAGAUGACGAGCGAGGAGAUUGCGUUGGUGUAGAUCUCUCCAUGGACUGUACAUUGCUUCUUAUUAUAUCGCCUAUAGAUCAUUGUAUGUAUUACAUGCAAGAGAACAGAUGCAACCACACUA